Bombus impatiens (common eastern bumble bee) is the source of this 9017-nucleotide messenger RNA. RefSeq names its product protein Gawky (gene gw). Lineage: Eukaryota; Metazoa; Arthropoda; Insecta; Hymenoptera; Apidae. Gene Ontology annotation, molecular function: RNA binding; protein binding. The transcript has 17 exons. The record is from RefSeq and is a predicted model, not a curated record. The coding region runs from base 885 to 6860 and encodes 1991 amino acids. Gene Ontology annotation, biological process: positive regulation of nuclear-transcribed mRNA poly(A) tail shortening; miRNA-mediated gene silencing by inhibition of translation. Gene Ontology annotation, cellular component: nucleoplasm; P-body.
GUGUUUUGAAAUACAAAAAGAAUGUUUUAAAGUUCUAGAAUAGUGCGUUCUACGUGUUUAGGAAGUUAUUAUACUAUAUAUUUUGAUUUUACUAUUUAAAACAUUUUCUUAGUUCUAAUAUUCAAUACGAAAUAAAAUUGUAAACAUACAACGAGAGCAAAGAAACAUAUAGAGAAUUCUGCAGAGAUUUCUUCAACAGCAUGAUAUCACAACAAGACUGUAAAGUUGGAAAAUUAACAUGUGAAAAAAAUGGGGAUUUAAUUGUAUUUAAAAAGUAUUUAAAAGUAAUUUAUAUUACAUUUUGCGCAGUUAAUGCAAAUUUUAUUUAAAUUAUCCGCCAAGUAUAUUAUUGUUGCUUCUUCUUUGCAAGAUGUCGUUCUUAUCUAAGAGAAAAUAUUCGUUGGAAGUUUCAAUCUGUAUUGUAUGACGUGGCUCACAAAACAGUACAGUUUUCAAGACUCCGUGCCUAGCGAUGGAGAUGUAUUUUCGGUAAAAUAACUAUUGUGCUCACAACGAAAUGUGCUUUUGAAAGCGUGUGAAGAAAGUGUUGUGAUCAAUCUAAUUUUAAGAACUUUCUAUGAUUGAUAUAUGCUCUGGGUCUUUUCACAUGUACAACUAUGAAUCGGGUCUCGGUGCGCGCAUCAGCAACACCGAGCUCUCCAAAUCCGGGGGAGUAGCGCCACUCGCGGGAAUAGCCCACCAGCGGAGCGGUACUCGCUCUGCCCGUUUCGUGCGCCAACGAAAUAUCUUCCACUAGACUGAAAUCUUCUUCGGGCACCGAAUCUAAAAAAUCUCCACUGGCAUGGAGCUAGGAGCACACUGAUAGUGAUAGUCUACAAGAUCUUGGUUUCUAUGCAUUGCCUGCCAAAGAAGAACUGAGCCCAAUGUUUCCACACAAUUCUAGUUCACAUGAGAUUUCUACAGAAACAAAUGCCUUCGUACAAAAUUCCAUGGGGGAUGUAGUAGUAUUAGGGAAAAGCAGUCCGAUAAGGGUUGGGGAGGGAAGAGAAUCAGAGAAUGAUAGGUACUGUGAUAUCGAGUUCAUAAACAACAUGAUGGCCAAACCUAAUAGCCAUCGCGAAAAUACCGCCGCCAAUGACUUUUUAACCGUCCUGUCGAACCAAACUGGCAAGUUUAUCUUGACCAGUCGAAGCUCGACCUGCCAGUCAGUGGCGUCGUCAACCACAAAACACCCAACAAAAAAUCAUCUUCUAACUAGCUUUAGCGUACUAAACAUUAGGGUACUAAGUAUAAGCGUAAAUCUAAGAUUAACAGGAGAUAAGUGCGCAAUCGAUGAAGGGGUACCUAGCCUAGUUAGGAUACCCAAGUCUGAUCGCCCCUCGUCAGGCCACUUUUCUCUCGACUCUCUUGACAAUUACUCCUUACUAGGAUCCUGCCUUCAUCCGGGCAAAUACAAUAAUAUUAAGUCUAAUUCUAGCCUCCUAAGUAAUAAUAACGAUAACUACAAGUCUGUGAUAUUGCUCAGCUCAACCAGUAACCAUUAUUUCCUCCGCGUUGAAAUGGACGGUGGUGCGAUUGCAAUGAGACUAAGAACCUCAAAAAUAUUAAUUUUGAACUUAAAAGAAAAGACGGUGGAGAUGUUGUCCUGGGUAAUUAAUGGUAUUAGUGACGUGGCAACAAUUACUGUUGGUGCUCUUUCAUUUCAGGAUAAUGUUAAGUCUAACGAGCCUUCGGGCACUUAUUUCGCGAGCUAUAGGUACUCAGGGUCGUAUACGCGUCUUGGCCCUGAGUUUGUUAAGUCUCUUUCUAAGUCUACUAUAGGGGAUAGGUUUAGGGUUAAGGGGGAGAACCAAGACGAGUUCGCUCUCUACAUUCCUACUAUGACUACCUGCAAGCCUACGAUGACGCUUACACGCCAAUCUGCAUCCCGAAUAAUCGGUGUACCUGGAUCUCGGCCGAACUACUUCGAGAUAUUAUGGCCCGACCAAAUGCACACUCCUCACAAAUUUUAUGGCAGUUUAUCAAACUGUUUAACGGAAUAUCACAAUGAUUCUCUUCCAGAAGGAGAAGUAAAAGAAAAUAAUUCUUCGAAAUGUUUCGGCAAUUUUAACGAACAAAUACAAUGCCGAAACAUUGGUGAAAAUACGAUUAACGAUAACGAACUAAAAAGGAUCAGAUCUCAAACUGCUGUCUAUUUCAAUGACGAGCAUUAUACUCAGACAGGAGUAUUUUGUUUUUGCGGUUUUGAGAGAAACUACGAUUGCCAAAAUUCGCACGAGUUGAUAGAAAGAGAUGUUUCUAUUAGUUUGUCGUGCUCUAGUUUACUUAAACGAACGAAGCUGAAGUACCAAGCUUUCACUGGUGUGAUUGAUGGAAAAUUUUCUUCAGAAAAUCUCUGUGAUUUGUACCAAUCUAAAGAGACGUUAUUCAAAGUACUCCAAGCUAUCGGAUUUAAUGUUGAGAACAUUUUCACAGAAAGUCUGGUAAAUUCUAAGCAAUUCAGUCUGACCAGUUCGACGUAUCAAACUGCCCAGUUCAUUGACAGUGAGAAUUCUAAUAAAGCAAUGAAGAUCGAUGCCAUUGCAGUAAACUUACAUAAUUGCAAUCAGUUUAAAAAAUAUAAAGAUGCUGCUCCUGGUUCAAAGGAUAAGCGAACCACAAAUGGAAAUUUAACUGUUUCUACUGCAGUGGAAGAAAUAUCCUCAAGAAAUUAUCCAAUUUCUAGUUUCUCGAAGAGAAAGGAAGUCGACAACGCAAAUGGCGUGAGUCGAACUUAUCUUAUUCAUUGUGCAAGGAAUCUCAUAGCAGCGUCCGUUGGAGUUUCCAAAGACAUCUUACAAGCUCACAGAACUGAUCUUAAGCACGUGUUAACGCUCCUUUUUGGACAGAUUUGCGAUCUUGAUGAAUUCAAUUUGGGGUAUAAGAAAAGGUGGGGAAUUCCUGGCAUUUUGAGAUUGGCUGGCGGGGGUGAAAAUUCAUUGAAUAGCGGUGGAACUACAAAUUGGGGCUCUACACAAACUAGUACUACAAAUAACAACAACAACAAUCAAUCGGGUUGGGGAGGAAACUCUGGGAAUCCUUCCGGAAGUAGCGGAGCACCUGGUAAUUGGACUGGAAACAGUGUAAAUAGGUCCGUUGCUGGAAAUCCAAAUUCAAAUCAAAAUCAGGGACCUCCAGGUGGACAAAAUGUCCCAGGUAACGUGAAUAAAGUGAGCAAUCCAAAUCAACAAUCAAAUCAACAAUCAGGUCCACCCACUUCUCAAUCAAGUGGCACAAGUCAGGGUGGUCAAAACAGCAACCAAUGGUCACAGGGAAAAUCUAAUAAUCCUGGAGGAACAAGUCAGAACUCUUCUGUUCAAAAUAAUAAUACUUCAGCCCAACAACAACAACAACAGCAGCAACAGUCGAAUUCCAGUAACAAUAAUAAUCAGUCAAACAAUCAGACUCAGGGAUCUGUUAACAGUAGUAAUACACCUGCAAACAAUAAUCCUUCAACAAAGCAACAAUUAGAACAGUUAAAUACAGUGAGGGAAGCACUUUUUAGUCAAGAUGGUUGGGGUUGUCAGAAUGUGAAUCAGGACACAAACUGGGAUGUCCCAACAUCUCCAGAACCUAGUAUGUCAAAAGAUGGAGUUCCAAUCUGGAAGACACCGGUAAACAAUGGCACAGAUUUAUGGGAAGCUAAUCUCAGAAAUGGUGGUCAACCUCCACCUCAGCAGCAAGCUAAAACACCUUGGGGUCAUACACCAGCAACAAACAUUGGUGGAACUUGGGGUGAAGAUGAUGAAGCUGCAGAUACAUCUAAUAUGUGGACUGGUGCCCCCACAUCUUCCCAACCAAAUUCUGCAGCUGGCCAAUGGACAACUGGUACCAGUAACCAAACUGGUAUGUGGGGAGGAUCCAACUGGGGUGAUCCAAGGAUUGAUCAUCGAGAUCCUAGAGAUCUCCGUUCUGUUGAUCCUAGAGAGAUGCGAGAUCCCCGCGACCACAGAAUGUCUUUGGAUCCUCGAGAACACAUACGUGUGAUGGAUCCAAUGGCUCGUGAUCCUAGGAUGGCAGACAUGCGUGGGGAUCCCCGCGGGAUUUCUGGAAGGUUAAACGGUGCCAAUGCGGAUGCAAUGUGGGGUCAACCACCAGGUCCACCACAUCACCAAAUGGGACAUCAACAUCCUUCAGGCCCUCCAACAAAGAUGUUAAAUCCUUCUAAUAUAAAUCAGUGGGCUGCACCACCACCGAAGGAUAUUAUGCCAGGGAAACCAUCAGGUUGGGAAGAACCUUCUCCACCAACACAAAGAAGAAAUGUCCCAAACUAUGACGAUGGCACAAGUUUAUGGGGAAAUCCUGCAGUUAAUCAAAGGACCAUACCUGGUAGUAAAGUUUCUCAUUGGAAGGAUCUUCCAACGCCAAAUAUAGGGAGAGGAGGAAUGCAGUGUCCUCCGGGCAUGCCACAGAAUAGAAUGCCAGCUCAACCUGGAAUGAAACCAGAUGUUAGUGGACCAAUGUGGGGACAUCCUGGUGCUGCUGGUGGACGAAAUGGUAGUUGGGCUGAAGGACCACAUGAUACAGGUUCAUGGGAUGAUCCAAAAACACCAAGUACCUGGAACGAAGCUCAAUUAAAUCCUGGCACUUGGGGUGGACCCAGUGCGCACAAACCUAAACCAAUGGGGCCCACUGGAAGCUGGGCUGAUACUGAUAUGGAUCCUACUCCUAGUUGGGGUCAUCCUACGAAACCAACUCUUACAAAGGAAGUUAUAUGGAAUAGCAGGGAAUUUAGAUAUCUUUGUGACAUGGGAUACAAAAAAGAGGAUGUUGAAUUGGCAUUGAGAACUCGUGAAAUGAAUAGAGAGGAAGCUUUGGAACUUUUAAGUCAAGUGCGGCCUUUAGACCAAUGGAGAAGACAUGACGCACACUCCACUUAUGAUCCGACAAAUCAAGCUACAACUGCGCCAGCAUAUCCUAGAUUUAAUCAUGUCGCACAGCAAAUGUCUUUUCCUCCGGGUGCUGGAGUGCCAAGUGGAAAUGCAACUGGUAGUGUGGGAGGAUCGGUUGCUAGUGCAAGUUUAUUGAAAUUACAACAACAACAGCAACAAACUGCUGUUCCAUUACAACAACAACAACCUAGUAGUAAUGCACCUCAACCACCUUUCAAUCAGGCUUCCAGAGCUCCUCAGAAUCAACCCAGUACUCAACAACUGCGUAUGUUAGUACAACAGAUUCAGCUAGCCGUCCAGGAAGGUUACUUAAACCAUCAAAUUUUAAAUCAACCACUUGCACCUCAAACUCUAAUACUUUUGAACCAACUAUUACAACAAAUCAAAGUCUUACAACAGCUUCAUCAACAACAUUCUGUGCAAAGUACAAUGAAGGGCAAUGGCCAAUCUGUUCUUCAGAUCAGUGUACAAAUUACAAAAACAAAACAGCAAAUAGCAAACCUUCAAAACCAAAUUGCUGUGCAACAAGCUACUUACAUGAAGCAACAACAGCAGCAGCAGCAGCAACAACAGCAGCAGCAACACCCUGUGCCACCAUCUCAAAGCUCAGAAUACUAUAAGAGCUCAGUACAUGAUCCUAUGUCAGCUUUGCAAAAUAGUUUCACAGAUUUGACAAUGAAUAAGGAACCUCCUGUUAGUCAGCAACAGUCAAGACUGAAUCAGUGGAAGUUACCUUCUUUGGACAAGGAUGGAGAGUUAGUUUCGAACGAGUUCUCGAGAGCACCAGGAACAACCAGUAAGCCAGCAGCUACACCGGCUGGUUUAACACGAUCACACAGUAGUCCUAACAUGAAUCCUUUGUUGGGUCAAGGAGAUGGUACAUGGUCCACCAGACUUGGAGAGAGUGGAUGGCCAGAUCCAGGUAACUCGGAUUCCACUGAUGGAAAGGAUUGGCAGCCAACUGGUGCAGCUGCUGGUGCUGCUGCUUUCACCGAUCUUGUACCUGAAUUUGAACCUGGCAAGCCAUGGAAGGGUACCCAGAUGAAGAGCAUCGAGGAUGAUCCAAGCAUUACUCCAGGCUCUAUCGUUCGUUCACCGCUUUCUUUAGCAACGAUCAAAGAUCCAGAUGCCAUUUUUUCUUCAAGUAGUAAGACUUCGCCGCCACCACAACAACCUACCAAUCCUGAUACAUCAAUACCAAGUUUAAGUAAUUCUACUUGGACGUUCAAUCCACCUGCUACUACUCCAAACGCAUUUACUAGCUCGAAGAACACUUGGGGUGAAUCUGCUCCACCGCCGACUGCGGUUACUUCAGAGCUCUGGGGAGCACCAAUGAGUAAGGUUCGUGGCCCUCCACCAGGCUUGAGCAGCAAAACUACGGGAAAUACGAGCAAUGGCUGGGCAGGUUUUGGCACCGUCAGCAGAUCCAGUUCCUGGGGCUUUCAAUCGAGCACAAAUGCUGCCUGGGUUUCUACCUGGUUACUACUUAAGAAUCUGACGCCUCAAAUCGAUGGUUCUACUUUGAAAACCCUCUGCAUGCAACACGGUCCUGUUCAAGACUUCCGAUUAUACCUUAAUCAUGGAAUUGCUUUAACCAAAUAUUCAUCAAGAGAUGAGGCUAUUAAGGCACAAGGUGCUCUGAACAAUUGCGUCCUGGGCAACACAACAAUUUUCGCAGAAUCUCCAGCCGAUACCGAGGUGCACAGCUUGUUGCAACAACUUAGUCAUGGAGGUCAACAACAAGCUGGAGCUACUACAGGAGCAGGUUGGGGCUUGCGACCAUCGAACAAAACUGGUCCACCACCAGACACAUGGGGCGGUAGUUCCAGCCAAUUAUGGGGCGCUCCACCGAGUAGCAAUUCUCUUUGGAGCAGCGCUGGCAUCGACAGCAAUGAUCAACAACGUGCUACGCCCAGUUCUCUGAACUCGUACUUACCCGGAGACCUUCUGGGAGGUGAGUCGAUGUAGAGUGCCGCACGGAGGAGCGGUAUCACUCGUGCGACGACCAAGCCUUCUACUUCACGAUACGUCAAUUAUAUUCCGCAUUGUCAGAUGGGCCGGUUCUCGCGAUGAAGUUACUUAAAUCAGUGCCGUGUAUAAUUUCGGCAGCAACAAGGAUCUGAUUUGAUUUUUUCAACAGAAGAUUUUUCAAUUUGGGAUUCGGGGAUAAUGGGGGCAAGGGAGGGUAUAUCAUGAAUUUCAAGGCUUUUGGCGUGCGCCGUGCUUUAUUAAUUGUUUGGUGUAAUGCCGACUACAUUUAAUAAUAGGCACGAGAGAAUGCUGUUAUUAUAUCGCGCGUACUACACAUUAAGUACGUACGUACGACGUAAUACUAAAUUAGUAUUGACGUUACGAUAUUGCUUCUGUCGCAGUUCAUUUUGGUAUUUUGGUAUUUUCAUAUCUUAAAAUAAUAUUAUUUUCAUCUGAUAUAAUAUGCGCGUAUGUGUAUACAUAGUGCGCACCCAUCUCUGAUAGGCAGGUUUUUCAUGAUCUUUCAAUUACUGAAUUAGUAUUCUUCCCAUUCAGGUCGUGUUCUCAUUAACGUUUCAAUCGAAUAUCCUGUUUAUUCAGAACAAUAUAUAUAGUAGUAUGUUGAAGAUAUUUAAGUUGAUCUUUGUUAUGCUACACUCUUCGGUGUUUUAAUAUGUUCAAUGUUGCGUACAUGCCCGAUAUAUUCAUCAUUGCAUUAUGAAUACUUAAAUUAUAUGAUACAUGCAGAAGAAAAUUUUUAUGAAUAUAAAUUACUCUAUUUUCAUAUUUUUUCACAUUUGAGUAUAGCAAUAAUUUAUAUUUCAUUUUUCUCAAUAUUGACGCGAGUUACAAGUUCAUUUUGAUCAAAAUAAUUUAUAAUUUGCAAAUGGUGCGUAUCCAAUAUAUCGUAUAUUAAAACAUCGUUGUGUAGGUAAUUUUAUGAAAAAAUAGUAUAAAUUCUAGCUCCUCUUACAUAUUUUGAGGAUCGGAGCACAGAAAACAGUAGGAAAGUUAAAAGGGUACGCGCAUACAACACCGCAGCCAUUAGCUUUGAAAAAAUGAUACAUUGGCUAAUCUAGAUAAUGGCGUCGCCAACACUUUCUUAAGGAUGCGCGUGUAAGAAAGUAAAUUAUGAUCAAUGGUCUCACGAGUGUUCCACUUUUUUGCUCUGAACAGUUUCCUCUAAUCGAGACUGCCAUGCGUAUCAAACGUAGACUGUACCAAUCUAAUCAAAACAAAAACAAGCAGAAAGAAUGAAUAAGAUAUGAAUGAAAAGAAAAAAUAUAGAAAAAAAAAAAAAAAAGGGAGGAGGAACGUUACCUCUUAAAGAAAUUAAUAAGCGAGGAUCCACGUCGAUGCUUUGGGCUAUACAUACCUCUUCCAUUAGCAACGGUGAUAUAGAAUCGAAUUUUUAGUGAAUUUUUCCUUCACAUGGCAACAAUUAUCAAUAUAGAAAAUUUGGUUAUUGUUGCCACAAAAUUAACGAUAGUAAUACGAUUAGUAAUUUGCUUUUAUUUGUAUAUUGUUAUUCCAACGAGUAAGUCGAGAUUAUAUGAAUAAUAUUGUAAUAAAACUAUGGUUAUAAAAAAUUUGAAUCAAUAGCUUCACUAGCUAAGAAGUGUAUUGGCAGAUAUGGUGAUCUUCUAUGAGAUAUUCGGAGAUCGUUAUUUUAGCUAAAAAUCGAUUCUCUAUCGUAAAACGCCCACAAACUUUUAAUCGGAUGAUAAAUCGGGGUCCGAGUUCUUGCGACGACAACAAAAACGAUACCAAAUGUUAUCGCAAUAACGUAAAUUUUAUUCUACAUAUAUUAAAUCUAAAUGCCACCCGUCGUGCCAAUGUCCAGCGUGUCUCUUUACCAUUUACUAAUUAUAGAGUUAUAACGAAUAUGGUAAUUCGAUGUUUUUCUCUAGCUAUCUUUGUCUGUUGUCUGCCUAUCUGUGUGUGUCUUUGUCUUUCUCUCUUCUCUUUCUCACUCCCCUCUGCAAAAUGAACGAUACUGAGGAGAAGAAUAUGCCACUUCCCAUUGGUUAAUAUUAAGAGACAAAAAAGAAAAGCAUUUAAGAAAGCUGAGAUCCUAAUUAAAGUUUUCAGAAUGACUUCGAAUUUUCGAGUGAAUGGUAUUUCCAAUUAUACAGUGACGCAAAAUUUCUAUUU